Bacillus rossius redtenbacheri is the source of this 2747-nucleotide messenger RNA. Its product is annotated as protein O-linked-mannose beta-1,2-N-acetylglucosaminyltransferase 1-like. The record is from RefSeq and is a predicted model, not a curated record. Gene Ontology annotation, biological process: protein O-linked glycosylation via N-acetylgalactosamine. Bases 274 to 2127 code for a protein of 617 amino acids. Gene Ontology annotation, cellular component: Golgi membrane. Gene Ontology annotation, molecular function: beta-1,3-galactosyl-O-glycosyl-glycoprotein beta-1,3-N-acetylglucosaminyltransferase activity. The transcript is spliced from 14 exons. NCBI's taxonomy places the organism in Eukaryota, Metazoa, Arthropoda, Insecta, Phasmatodea, Bacillidae.
AUUACAUUUCGUGGUUAUGUUGUUACCGGUGAAGGAGGCGUGUUAUAUGUUACUUUGAGGAAUUGUUUGAAAAUUUCGUACGUCGUGGGAAAUGGAGACGUUGAGUGUUUUAUAGUUUUAAAUGAGUAUGAACUUGUUUUACGGGUGUCGUGAUAAACAUUUUUGUGUCCUACGGAAUUAUUUUGUGUUUGUAUAGCGUAUAGCCACAGAAUUGUGGGAUCUUGGCACUCAAAUGUAGAAUUUGUGUGCAUCACUAUUAUUUAUUAUUUUUUCAUGUCCCACAAGGUGUUGUUGGUAGUGGUGCUGUUGAUCACCAUUGGCAUCAACAUCAUGUUUAUUCUAGACACAAGUCGCAGGUUGCAAGAGGAAGCUGCUCAUUCAGGUGAAGCAUCAAAGUAUAUUAAUGGUGAAAAUAGAAGAAACAGCAUGAAACUUCAAGAAAGUCAUUCUAAAUCAAUAACAAUAGAGGUGCUCUCAAGUCAUUCAAAAGUUUCUGUCUGUGUUGAUGGCACAACUAUUUUGGAAGAUGGAGAAGAACACAAAGGAAGAGGUAUUCAUGUUUUGGUACUGAAUCAAGCUAGUGGUAGUGUAAUGGCUCGAAGAAUCUUUGAUACAUACUCCCCUCAUGAAGAUGAAGCUAUGGCACUUUUGUUGAAUAUGGUCUCAGAUGGAAGAAUAGUUGUUUUUGCUAUAAAGGAUGAAGGCACUUUCCAAAUGAAGCAGCCCGCUCGAGACCUGCUGAAACGCCUGGGAUCUCGAAGAGCUCAGAUGAUUGGCUGGCGGGACAUGUGGGCCAUGGUGACGCAGAAAGCUGGCAAGAUGUACGGAGAGUUGUACAGCAAGAGCAUGGAUUUCAACACCUGGGGUGCCCCAGUUGUCCUCCAUGUUGAAGUACCUCUGGUAACGAUUGAAGAAAGUGAGUGUGAUUGGUCGGACACGGAAGAAAACAGGAGACGAAGAGAGUUUUGCAAUCACGUUGAAGGCUAUGGAAGUGUUUGCAGUUGUUCUGAUCCUGCACCCUUGACUUUCCACCCUGAGCCAAUUGUUAACAACAAUGUUUAUAAUGUUCCAGUUGCUAUUAUUGCCAGCAACAGACCUCAUUAUUUGUACAGGAUGCUACGGUCACUUCUAUCUGCUGCUGGAGCCAAUCCAGAAAUGGUUACUGUGUUCAUUGACGGCUAUUUCGAUGAGCCACUGGAAGUCACAAAACUUUUCGGUCUGCGAGGGAUUCAGCACGCACCAAUAGGUGUGAAAAAUGCCAGGAUAUCGCAGCAUUACAAGGCAUCUUUGACAGCUACGUUUAAUAUAUACCCUCUUGCCAAAUAUGCCAUUAUCAUUGAAGAAGACUUGGAUGUAUCCCCAGACUUCUUCAGCUAUUUCAGUCAGACCCUUAGGUUACUAGAAGAGGAUAGCUCAGUUUACUGUAUUUCUGCAUGGAAUGACCAAGGUUAUGAGCAUACAAGUGACGACCCGACGCUUUUGUACCGUGUGGAAACCAUGCCAGGUCUGGGCUGGAUUUUGAAACGUUCCUUGUAUAAGGAUGAACUGGAAUCAAAAUGGCCAACACCAGAAAAGAUGUGGGACUGGGACAUGUGGAUGCGACUUCCAGAAGUCCGCAAAGGAAGAGAGUGUGUUAUUCCAGAUGUGUCCAGGACAUAUCAUUUCGGAGCAUCUGGUUUGAAUAUGAAUUCAUAUUUUCAAGACGUCUACUUCAAAAAGCAUUCCUUCAACACACAACUUUCUGUAAAGCUGAAAGACAUUGACAGUGUUAAAAAAGCUAAUUAUGAAGAUUUAAUAGUAAAACUUAUCAAAAAGGGAACAAUUUUAGAUCACAGUAAAUCUCCGUGUGAAGAAGACUUCAUUUCUGGCAAAAAGGGUGAUGUUAUCAUCAUGUUCAUUAAAAUGGAAGAGCCAAAAGACUUCAUAACGUGGCUGCAAGUAGCAAAGUGCUUCAAAAUUUGGGACCUAGAUGCAAGAGGCUAUCACAAGAGCAUGUGGAGAAUGCACAUCAGAGGACGUGAGAUGCUAGUUAUUGGAGUUCCUAACUCAGAAUAUGCGAAAUACAAGCCUUCCAAUGUCACUCCCAUCUACCUAGAGCCUCACAAAGACAAGCACAAACUGAGGUAGCAGAGCCUGUGAGAUGGAGAUGCAGUCUCCAACCUUGCCAUGUGCCAUUAUUUGCUUUAUUUUAUGUUAUUGACUUAAGAUAUGGUCUUGCCACAGUCAAGCUAUAUUUAGUCAAAUUCUCAUUGCCAUAUUAAUAAGCAAUUGCCAUGAAUGUGGAAAAUGUGUGCAAACUGACAAUAAUAGAUUUGCUACUUUGUGAAUGAAUGCCAAAGAUUGUAUACAUCUUUAUUUGGCUGUUUUUCAUACCUUUUUGUGAAAAGUAAUGCUAUAAUGUAUGCAUUUUCAAUGUACAUUUUAAUUUUUUAUGUUGAAAUUUAUAGUGUGUACGGAAGGAGAGUUGUUGAAGCUUCGGUGACCAAAAAUUUUGCAAUAAGUUUUAAGUCAAACUAAAUGUGCUCAUGAAUAAAGUUGAAAUAUUGGGAACAUUUAACAUAGUUUUUACCAACAGACUGAAUAAUAUAGUUGGUUUGAUUAAAAUUUAAAAAGUUUGUGAAAAUAUUAUAAAUCAAAGUGUCAUUAUAAUAUUAUGUUACAAGCAUUUUGCUUACUUGUCUUGAUAAUCUGUUUUAGAAACAAAAAUUUAUUUUCAUACAGAAUAAAAUUAUCCUGUCUGUACCAAA